Molecule: messenger RNA, 1392 nt
Organism: Rotaria socialis
Lineage: Eukaryota; Metazoa; Rotifera; Eurotatoria; Philodinida; Philodinidae
Source: the annotation of a GenBank genome assembly
AUGGCUCUUUUUGCCUACCGACUGAUAACUAUCUUAGUUCUCUCUAUUUCUCAAGUGCGUGGAUCGUGUUUUCUAGAUACAGUUAAGUCAUCACCAUCGAACAAUACUUCAAAUCAGCAGAUCGAUGAUAUAUACUGCGAUUAUGGGGAUGUAAAAUAUGCAAUUAAUACCACUUGGACUACACCGUAUCCUGAUUGUCUUAAUUGUCACUGUUCUCAAUAUGGAUUAGAAUGUUGUGGAUUUGGACCAGAAGCUGGUAUUAUUGAGCCUCCAGAAAAUUGUCAAUUAGUUCAAGGUACAUGCGAAGUUCAUUUUGUUCGACAAGAUGAUCCUUCAAAACCGUGUGAUCUAAUCGAUGUGAUCAAGCCGAUACGACGUUUGAAAACACAGAAAUUUCUUACGAGACAUAUGAAUUACGUUCCACUAAACGGAAAGCAAGAACAAUCGGUAACAUCUCCAGUAUCGUUUCCUAAUUCCAAUAGAUUUUACGUUAAUCAACGAAAAACUACUUUACAUCCGCCAAAACCUCGAUUUCAACCAACAGCCAAUGGUCAUCAAAAUAUAAAUUAUCGUCCACAACAUUCUCAUAAAACACAGGAUUUUUCUCGUUUAAAUAUUCAAAAAUCUGAUCAAGGUCUAUCUCAAACAUCAAUACCAUUUAGUGCAGCCAUGCCAAUGGCUCGUACUAAUAGUUCUCUGCAUAAUGUUCAACAAAAACUAGCUGCACUUACAUUACGGUUAGAAAAGGAAUUAGAAGAUGACGCAACUGUAGAUGAAUAUUAUGGUCAAUGUACAAAAUGUGGCCAACCAGUAACUGACUCGUCUAAUGCUUGUCAAGCACUGAGCGAACUUUAUCAUAAUAACUGUUUUAAAUGUAUUGUUUGUGCUCGUAUAUUACGAGGUAAAUCAUUCUAUCGUGUACACGAUCAAGUAUAUUGUGAAGAAGAUUAUUUGUUUACUGGCUUUCAACAAUCAGUAGAAAAAUGUUAUAUUUGUGAUCAUCUUAUAAUGGAUAAGAUGCUUCAAGCACUUGGUAAUACAUAUCAUUCUGGUUGUUUUCGUUGUUCAGUAUGUAAUGAAUGUCUUGACGGUCUUCCAUUUACUGUCGAUAAAGAACGACAAAUAUUCUGUUUAUAUGAUUAUCACAAUACUUAUGCUCCACGAUGUGCAAAGUGUGCCUAUCCAAUAUGUCCAGAAGACGGUUCUUAUGAAACUGUUCGUGUUAUUGCUAUGAACAAAAAUUUUCAUCUUGAUUGUUAUCGAUGUGAGGAUUGUCAAACUAGUUUGAGUGAUGAGCAGACGAUAGCUCUUUUAGGCGGUUGUUGUCCAUUAACAGAUGGCACAUUAUUAUGCUAUCUUUGUCGAACGCGCCGAGGUGCUGAUGAGAAUUGA